Molecule: messenger RNA, 632 nt
Organism: Fopius arisanus
Lineage: Eukaryota; Metazoa; Arthropoda; Insecta; Hymenoptera; Braconidae
Gene: mRpL20
Product: mitochondrial ribosomal protein L20
Exons: 3
Coding region: 111-557 (148 amino acids)
Biological process (GO): ribosomal large subunit assembly; translation
Cellular component (GO): mitochondrial ribosome
Molecular function (GO): structural constituent of ribosome; rRNA binding
Source: RefSeq, a predicted model, not a curated record
AACAUAACCUUUUCCUUCAGAGGGAAAAACGAGUUCCCGGUGAAAAAUUGAAGAGAGAGCAAAGAAAUUGCGGAAUAAAAUCAUUGAUAAGGUGUCUGGGGUAAUUAGCAAUGGUUUUUCAAUCAGUGACACUUUUUGCGAGAUGCAGGGGACCCGAUCAGUUCUGGAGGAAAAGGAAAAUCUUUAAAAUUGCAGCUCACUUCAGAAAUCGUGGAAGGAACUGUUACUCUAUCACAAUCAGAAGAUUCCAGCGUUCCAUGAUGUUCUCCUCCAGAGGAAGAAAAAUAAAGCGAAUGCAAUUGAACGAUUUAUGGGCGAAGAGACUCGACGGAGCCUGUCAAGAGCAUGGAAUUGAUUUUAAAAUUCUGAAGGAAGGUUUGGCACGGAGUGAGAUAUUUCUGAAUAGAAAAGUUCUCGUGGAUCUGGCAAUCUGGGAGCCCCGGACCUUCAAAUCCCUCACUGAAAUUGCCUGGGCUAGAGCAAAACUCGAUGGAUUGAACAUAGUCAGAGACCUCGAGCUCCCCCCAGGAGUAAUCACUCGAGGAAUGAUAAAGUAAUCACUUAAUUAAGAGCACACAACCAACAGUCAUUAAUAAAAAAGUUAAUAAAACGUUUGCAAAACACAAAAAAUA